UUUGUAGUGUUGGCGGCGGGAGAGACGAUGAAGCUCCCUCUUCUUGUCGUGUUUGCUCUGGUGUCCGUGGCUCACUGUGAGGAUGGUGCCAGGCUCCUGGCCUCCAAAUCUCUGUUAAACAGAUAUGCAGUGGAGGGCAAGGACUUGACUUUGCAGUACAACAUCUACAAUGUUGGCUCCAGUGCUGCCUUAGACGUGGAGCUGUCGGAUGAUUCUUUCCCUCCAGAAGAUUUUGGCAUCGUCUCUGGCAUGCUCAGCGUCAAGUGGGACAGGAUUGCUCCAUAUCUUUUCAUAGCGAACAAUGUGUCCCACACUGUGGUUCUACGGCCUCUCAAGGCUGGGUACUUCAACUUCACCUCUGCCACCAUCACGUACCUGGCACAGGAGGGUGCCCAGGUGGUGGUUGGCUUCACCAGUGCUCCUGGGCAGGGAGGAAUCCUGGCUCAGCGUGAUUUCGACAGGAGGUUCUCCCCUCACUUCCUGGACUGGGCGGCAUUUGGCGUGAUGACCCUGCCCUCCAUUGGGAUCCCCCUGCUGCUCUGGUACUCGAGCAAGAGGAAGUAUGACACCCCCAAGAGCAAAAAGAACUGAGCAGAGUCCAGUGCUAGCAGCAGCAGUCCAGAGCUCGGGAAAGGACACCCCCAAACCCCCAAGAACAGCGGCUGGGUCAGGAUCCAUCCCCCGCGAGGUGCUGCCUGCAUUGUGCUUCAGCCCUCUGGGCAAAGGAUUCGGUGGCUGCUGCAGCAGCUGUGAGGUGUCCUCUGUUCAAAUGGAGAAACAAGCAAACAGAAAAAAGAACAAGCAGAA
This is a messenger RNA of Agelaius phoeniceus (red-winged blackbird), 807 nucleotides long. The record is from RefSeq and is a predicted model, not a curated record. Lineage: Eukaryota; Metazoa; Chordata; Aves; Passeriformes; Icteridae.